This is a messenger RNA of Scleropages formosus (Asian bonytongue), 1035 nucleotides long. Its product is annotated as transmembrane protein 17A. Gene Ontology annotation, molecular function: nucleic acid binding. Gene Ontology annotation, biological process: non-motile cilium assembly. Gene Ontology annotation, cellular component: ciliary transition zone. The record is from RefSeq and is a predicted model, not a curated record. The coding region runs from base 1 to 1035 and encodes 344 amino acids. NCBI's taxonomy places the organism in Eukaryota, Metazoa, Chordata, Actinopteri, Osteoglossiformes, Osteoglossidae. The transcript has 7 exons.
AUGCCAGUGCACUACAUACCAAUUCCCAAGAACCUGCAUCUGGGGUUGGCCUACGCCAGUGGGUCCGUUUUUGCAAACAGAACAUUUGAUGGUGGAGAGAGCCAGGAGGACAGACAGAAAACAGCAAAUGACAUUCUGUCACACCUUAUCCUUCAAAUGCUGCUGUAUUUCAAUGUCUUCUUCUUCCCGUUCUGGUGGAUAUCUGCAGCAGUCAUGCUGGAAUUGAAGUUUGACAUCCUGCCUGGGUACUAUCAAGGUGUCCUAGUAACAGGGAUGGUGUUGAUCACAGCAUUUGAAGGGUUAAGACUUUACCUUGGUGUUGUAGGGAAUCUGAAAGAAAAGGUUCCAGAGCUUGCAGGGUUCUGGCUCCUCACUUUCCUGCUCCAGCUACCCAUCCUGCUGUUCUUCCUAACCGACAAUGGCAUCAUCAUUCUUCCCUUAGAGAGGGCCAUGCACUCACUUUACCUUGUAUUUCUGUUGUCUGAGAUCCUAGCAGCUCUUCAGGCACUGCGGGUGAUGACCCGCAAACUCACACUCCAGUUUCAUCUCCGUCAACUCAGGGAAAGUGAUGGUCUGAUGGAGCGUUUUAACUGCACACUUGCCACACAGUUGUCCGUCCUCACCUCCCAACACCAGCGUGACUGGGAAAGGCGCUUGCGGCUGGUGCUGUGGGCGUGCCGCUCCACUGUCCAGGAGUCCACAGGCUGCAGCCCCGCCCUGCUCAUGUUUGGGCGUGAACUGAGAACGCUGGUGGACAAAGCUGCUGGAACCCAAGGGGAUCGAGUGUGGGUGUACAGGCCCCAGGAGAAACGUGGGCUCUGCCCCAAGCUCUCUGACAGCUGGGACAUUCUCGCCCCUUACCACCGCAAGGAGUCCUUGCUGGAGCCCCUCAUCAUGAGUCCACCAGAUCCAGCAGACUCACCACCUGUACGCAGACCCAGGAGGGAGUGCAGGUUGCCUCAGCAUCUUAGGGACUUUGUGCUGGCAGGAUCGACAGUCACUGGUACUGCUGGGGAGGCAAUGUAUGAGUGCUGA